CGCCGCAUCCUUAUCAACGUUCAUCCAUCAAUUCAACUUGUUGAAAGCCACCAGCAGCCACCGACUGUGUCGUCUGGAUAUAAAGUCCUAACGUUACUAUGAACUUUUUCUCUUUCCCAUAACGCGUCUAUUUCUUCCCUAGCUCACUUCGUCGUCAGGUCAAAUCCGAGUCCCCUUGCGAUGAUUCCUGUCCCAGGCUCCAUCUACGACGUGGCUCCCGCAGAGAACGGAGCUCUUGCAAAGUUCUUCCAUCAGCUACAGGCAUUGCUGCUAGUCAAAAGAAGGACGAGACACCAAGAGGUCGUAGCGGACGAGUUACUUGCAGAUCACGUGGAGAGGCUCAUCGAGAAUGACCAACAUAAUAAGGCUGCGAGAGCUUGGCUGUCUUACGCAUUAUCUCAACCAGAUCUAAAGGCCGUCAGCCUAAACUUGAACAAAGAUUGCAUCAUUUUUGUCAAGUUUUAUUGGCUCCUCUAUAACAGCAAGCCUGACUGGGACUUUACUUCGGCAUUCAAAUAUCUCAAUGGAGAGAGGAAGAAGAGAUCCGAUUAUAUUAUCAUCCUUGAUAAAGCAGAAGACAGACAUUUGGUUUCGGACGCGAAACGCAUUACCACCGAUUCUCCUUACCAGGGUCAAGCUUGGCUCCCGCAAGAGGAGAAACGUCAACAUACGGAUACUGAGACACGGACACUAGGGCCUUGCAUGCCUUCUGCUGCGGCUGGAGGUUUGAGUCAGCCAGUCCCAGGUCGAGCUAGGAAGAAGAAAUUUAUGCAGGUUAACUGUGCGCCAAGGCCUGGUGUUCGUGUUGCAGUAUCAGACGCACUCAGUUUGACCUCAACCCCAAAUCUGUCGGGUUACACUCCCCUGAAGGACGAACAAGUUGUAGCCUCGCGAUGUCAACACGAGGAGCCGCGUAAACACGCGCCCUCGAACCACAAAAAAACUCAGAAGGCACCACAGGCUACAUCUUCCAGGGAGACAAGGGUCGUUACUGCUGGAUCAGAGCCUUCCACGGCCGAUUCUGCGUUAGACACGCAUCAGGAAUUUGCAAGAGCAAAUUGUGACGUUUUAACCUUGGGAACUGUUUCCUCUGGAAAAUCCAAUCAUCGCAACAAACGUGCAAGAGAAGCUGCCCAACAACAGCAGAAAUGUGGAGAGGAAGAUGAAGCCUGUGCACCUGGAAGAUCGCACAUGUCUUCGCCAGUGUCAUUGGCAGUUCAGACCAUGGUGACUCGCACGGAAUGCUCCUCCUCACAACGAGCGCCUACCUCAAAGAUUAGGGCCAGAAAACGUUCUCGCACUGAUGUGGAUGACCGAUCGUUUCAAAUGGACAUCUCAAUCACAUCUCCUUCGAUGGCCGAAAUCAGAGCUUCGAGUGCUAAUCUGAGAGGCACUCCCACUGAUGUAGCAGCUGUACGACCCUAUGGGAUGAGGAUUCCACCUAAACCUUCCGUAGGGCAAAGGAAGCGUCCUAAUCAUGAAAGUGACUCGCCCCAGGUGACGGCUUCUUACACUGCGUCGCAAGACGUGGGUCCUCCUAAGAAGAAGCCAAAGCAUUUUCCCACUAUCAGUUCUUCUCAACUGAUCAAACUCGAGGACCAGGUUGGCCAUUCUACAUUGCGAAACUGGUUAUCCGAUGAUUCCCACGUCGUUGAUCUGAAGGAGUUGUCACAUGAUGCAAUGUACACGGAUGCAGUCAUGCGUCUAUCGGCGGAUUCAGAGCCUUCUAUAGGAUGCAGGCAACCUUUACCGAUGUAUCCACCCAUUUGGGCAAAAUCUCGUCAAGAGGUGUGCGAAACAUGGGACUGGUUCAGAAGCUAUCAAGGAGGGGUUUACUUCAAUCAGAACGAAGCCAAGGGAUAUUUACUAAGUGCUUUCUCAUCGAAACGCGAUGGCUGGUUUCACGACGGAAAAUUGAUCAUUUCCCAUGGUGGAGGAAAAGCGGAAAGCAUCCAUCAUGCCAAAGGUUGUCACGAGACGCUAGCAGCUUCGGACCAGAACGCGGAAGACUUUUCCGUUCGAGCUCUACUGAAAAAUUUCCACAAAGAUAUUCCUGUCGCCCUUCUGAUUGACGACAAAUACGUGCAUUUCCCUUUCAGCCUGGACGCUCGGGAUGUCACAUAUGCUGUGCUCGGGUUUUACAAGAUUACUCACGUUUGGUCGGAAUUACAACCUGCAAAUAAUGAUCGGGGACGUGUUGUUCGGUAUAAAUUCGCAUUUCAGUGGUACGAAUCUCAGGGUCAACCAUGGUGGUUAACGUCGAAAGACCUUCCAGCCAUGGAUGCGGAUGUGCCUACGUCGGUCAAUUCUGUGAAUCUUCCUUCCUCGGCGCCUCGCCGGACCAGGAAAUCGCCAGUCAAAAAGGAGGCAAUUGAAAAGAAGCUGUAUACUCCGAACCAGUUCUUUGGCUCGGUGUACAGGGAAUGCUGUGACUGCGAACUUAUGUCUCCCCAAGUCUAUGAAAUUGGGUGGAUGUGCCUUCAGCCUCAAUGUCGACGUUUCUGGGUGAUAGGUGCAAAUAAUUCCGUUCUGCCUGAGCGGCUGAAGUACAAUCUCGGCUUCUUGAAGCUCAUUCCCAACCUCACUUUACCUGACACUUUGCAUAUUUUCCCACUUCCACCACCUCAGAUCUCCCAAGAUACAAUUACCACAACUGAAUUGUUUGCCAAAGGCUGGCACUGUACGAAAUGUGGCCGCCUGUCUUGCAGGUAUAAGUGGCAAUUCUGGGAGUGUGCUCACUGUAAGAAUUCCCUCCCUGUUCAAGGGGCGAUUCAGCAUGCUCGUGAUUUGCAGUCGAUACCUCUUAGCUUCAAAUCGAAGAACAGCUCAGGAGAUAACCUCAUUCCUUCUGAUUCAUGUGUUAAGAGGACAAAGCAAAAAAUCUUCCGUGAUGGCGAUAGAUGCGGAACUCUUGAAACAUUCGUAUUUCCCGACAACGCAGGUUUUGUUCAUCGCAUCAAAGGCUGUGGUGUUGGCAUGAAUCAGGAAGCAAAUAAAAUCUUCAUCAAAUAUCAAGAACAGGCGAUGGAUGGCAAGCUCUUAUUUAGGCGUUCGCCUCUGCAAGCCCACCAAUGUCGAGGUGAAUUAUUGACUCACUACUUCUCUCAAAACAGUGGAGAGCCUUACCAUUAUGUCGGUGGAACUGAGAACACUGUUACAUGGGAUCAGGCUCCGUCGGCAGUGACCGAAGCCAGGGCGCUGAUGCAGCGUCGCAUUAAAUUGGCUCUUGAUGACACAUGCGAAUCCGAAUUUAAUGAGGUUCUGAGCGCUGCCUACAUGCAAAAGCAGAAAAUGGCGUUCCACAGUGACAGCGAGCGUGGCUUAGGACCCACGGUCGCUGGUCUAUCGUUGGGAUCUCCAGCUCUCAUGCAUUUCCGCAGGCUAAGGCAGAAGUAUCGCAAAGAUGUUCCUGAGAACGAAGAGAAGACAGAUAAAAUUGUCUUUUCGUUAGUGUUGAGACAUGGCGACAUCCUGGUUAUGCAGGGUGCAGAUAUCCAGAAAUAUUACGAACAUACUGUUUUACCAUCUAACUUCCGCAUUGCAGCGACGGCCAGGUAUAUUGCGCCUAAUUCCCUUGUCUAGAGCUUGCGCUUGUGGUAGAUCUGCGUACGCUGGGUGUGUAGAAGUAGGCUGUAUGUUAUGUAAAUUAUCGACUUUUCCCUAUGUCAAUGAUGCCGAGGGUCUGGAAACCUACGUAUUCCAAUGCAUGUAGAUCGUCGAGGACUUCUCAACAUUUUCAGAACGGUGUGGUAAUUAGAGUACAUUAUAGUCAGUAUAUCUCACGUAUAACAAGUGUAAUCAGUCAUCCUCAUCCCAGUUGCCGGCCUGCUGA
Messenger RNA from Guyanagaster necrorhizus, 3832 nucleotides. RefSeq lists its product as uncharacterized. Gene Ontology annotation, biological process: DNA alkylation repair. The transcript has 21 exons. Gene Ontology annotation, molecular function: broad specificity oxidative DNA demethylase activity; cytosine C-5 DNA demethylase activity; ferrous iron binding. Lineage: Eukaryota; Fungi; Basidiomycota; Agaricomycetes; Agaricales; Physalacriaceae. The record is from RefSeq and is a predicted model, not a curated record. The coding region runs from base 181 to 3582 and encodes 1133 amino acids.